Molecule: messenger RNA, 796 nt
Organism: Mixia osmundae IAM 14324
Lineage: Eukaryota; Fungi; Basidiomycota; Mixiomycetes; Mixiales; Mixiaceae
Exons: 2
Coding region: 315-719 (134 amino acids)
Molecular function (GO): zinc ion binding; carbonate dehydratase activity
Source: RefSeq, a predicted model, not a curated record
CUCUCCCGCCCAUCCCGAACUUCGAUGCCAGGCACUCUCCGCAUCAAGUUGCAGACAUUGCAUCAUAUGUUCGAGCCAGCUGAGUCAGCGUACACCGUUUUGCUUCUGCUCCAGAAGCGCAUAAAUCUCGGAAACAUUUGCCUGCCUGAUCCAGAAGCGCACAAGAUGACGGCCUCGCAAGCAUUCGAAGAAGCGAACGUUGGCUACGUUGCCCAGUACAAUCUCGGUCACCUGCCCAUCCAGCCUUCGCGCAUGGUGGUCAUCGUGACCUGCAUGGACGCCAGGUCAGCUUCAUUCUGCCAGCCACCAAACCGAUGCUCAACCGGCAACUUAGACUUGACCCUGCUCGCAUCCUCGGCCUCGCCGAAGGGGAUGCAAUCGUCAUUCGCAAUGCAGGCGGUCGUGUCGCCGAGGAAAUGCGGUCACUCAUCAUGACUCAGCAACUUCUUGGUGUUCGAGAGAUCGUUGUCAUCCAUCACACGGACUGCGGUGUCACGAAAUUCACAAACGAUGUGGUUCACAGUCGGGUCCACGAGGCAUUACACCAGGAUAUAAGUGACAUGGAUUUUAUGACCUUUAGCGAUAUCGAUGCCAGCAUCAAAGACGAUGUGUCCUUUCUUCGGAAGUCACCUCUUGUCUCUACAGGCACUCUGAUCAAUGGCUACAACUACAACGUCAGCACCGGCCAGAUCUCGCUCGUAGUCAGCAUCACCACUUGACUGAAUACUUGGUAUCAUUUCGUCGUGCACUUGCUAUCUCAAAUGAAACCCCAUGUCGCAAGCCGUAAAGCACAGGA